Paramacrobiotus metropolitanus is the source of this 2046-nucleotide messenger RNA. RefSeq lists its product as uncharacterized. The coding region runs from base 153 to 1712 and encodes 519 amino acids. Gene Ontology annotation, molecular function: heat shock protein binding; ATP binding; misfolded protein binding. Lineage: Eukaryota; Metazoa; Tardigrada; Eutardigrada; Parachela; Macrobiotidae. Gene Ontology annotation, cellular component: cytoplasm. The record is from RefSeq and is a predicted model, not a curated record. Gene Ontology annotation, biological process: cellular response to unfolded protein; protein refolding. The transcript has 3 exons.
ACUCGCAUUCAUAAAUUUUGGGUUCUCAAUUCUCACUUUUGCGUUUGCUCGCUUCUCGACCGCCUGUCGCGGAAUUUGCUAUCCACAUUGUGAAAUCAGAAUUCCAUCCCAUAAUUGAAUUGUUUUCUCCAGUGCAUCACUGUGCAUAUAUCAUGGCCGAUGGAGUCGGUAUCGAUCUGGGAACGACGCAUUGUUGUCUGUUUGUCUACAAAUAUGGCCGCAGUCCGCAGGUGAUAAAGAACACAGCCGGCGACACCACCACGCCGUCAUGGGUCCGCUUGGAGAGUGACGGGAUGGAAGUAGGAAAAAAUGCAAAGCGCCAGAGCCCGGACAACAGCCGCAACACCAUUUGCAAUGCGAAGCGCAUCAUUGGACGCAGUUUCGAUGAUCCCGCUGUGGCUGCGGAGCGCCGUUCGAUGCCAUUUGCAAUCGUUGAUAACAACGGAUCCGCGGCGAUACGGGUGGAACAGUGUAGCGAUAACGGCGAAGUCAUUUGGACCAAGGUUAUCCGUCCGGAGCAGAUCAGCGCCACGAUGCUGACGUAUUUAAAGGAGAUGGCAGAAGGGUUUCUGGGCAGCAAAGUGACCGCAGCGGUGGUGACGAUUCCGGCUAAUUUUAUGGAGACCCAACGCGCCGCCACGCUGUCCGCCGCCCGCUUGGCCGGCUUCACGGAGGUCAGUCUGCUGAACGAGCCGACCGCCGCCGCCAUCGCUUACGGCGGCGUCGUGGAGAAGCAGUGCUCGAUUCUGGUGUUCGAUUUCGGCGGCGGCACACUGGAUGUCAGUAUUAUGAAGGUAGAGGGCCGCAACGAAUACCGCGUCUUGAGCACCGACGGCAACAUGUACUUGGGCGGAGAGAACUUCGACAGUGAGAUCGUUCAGCACUUCCUGGACGACAUUCGCCGCCGUCACAUGAUCGAGCUGGCAGCUGAUAGCAAAGCCCUGGCGAAACUGAAGCUGACCGCCGAGAAGGCCAAGAUCGCUCUGUCCAGUACGUACUCCGGUACAUUUCGGGAAACCCUGCACAAACUGCACGGGAACUUUGAUUACAACGCGACGCUGACCAAAGCGACCUUUAGUGGUAUGUUCACCGAUCUGCUCGCGAAGAUCCUGGUCCCCGUGGAAAACGCCCUGGAAGCCGCUAAUCUGUGUCCGGGAGAUAUCGACAAGGUCAUUUUGGUGGGCGGCAGUAGCCGGCUGCCGGUGGUGAAGGACACCCUGCAGGCGUUUUUCGGCCGGGACGGGGUGGUGUGCGCGGAUGCCGACCCGGAUGAGGCGAUCGCCCGCGGCGCCGCCAUCCAGUCCUACCGGAUUAACAACCGACAGGCCACCAAUGUCCAGGAAGUCACCGCCUACCACUACGGACUGGAGGUGGUCGAUGAUUUGCUAAUGGGCACUACGCGUAUCAGCGACCUGAUUCCCAGAGGAAAAACGUACCCUUCAAGUAUCACGAAAGUUUUUGUCACGGCUUACGAUUAUCAAGAUAGCGUGGGUUUCAACAUUUACCAGAGUAAACGUGGGUUCAGUCUGGACAAAUUUCGCAUUGGCCGAUUUGUCAUUUCCGAUUUGCCCGGGCGGAUGGCGAGAGAAUGCGCGUUUGAUGUCACCUACAGCAUCGAUCGGAAUAACAUUCUGCAUGCGACGGCACAAGGCCAAGAUGAUAUUGCCGACUACCAGCAGAAUAUCGACAUCCUCCUGGAUAAUGUCGUUUGAUGGUUGCGAAGCGCGCAGUCCAGUUGAAUUAGCCGGUGUUUUGGCAUAAUUUUUUGCUGCACGGGAAGUGAACACUGUACAGGUAGUCGUGUUAUGAAUUUCAUACUUUCUGGCUUUUGGUUUUUUAGUCAUGUGUGAUAAAUUUUAUACUUUCUGACUUUUGGUUUUUAGUCUUGUCGUCUUUCCCAUACGUUCUUGGUUUCAAAAUUUUACGUUAACAUAAUUAUUUGCCGAUGACUGGCUGAUGUAUAAAUAAUUAUAUUGUAUCUGUUUAAAACAAUGGAACGCAGGGAUGUACUGUAACUGCAGAAAAGUAAUAAAUUAUUGGUUUUUA